ACUGUUCCACCGGGGUUCUUUGUCUUCUCUCUGUGCUUCUGCUCCCUUUCCCUUAGAAUGGAAAUGAAGUGGACUCUCAUUUUUUGCCUUUGCUGCACACUUGCCCUGGAUGUGGCCUAUGGUGCACCCACAAGGAACUUGGAAGACGAUGAAGAUACUCCAAAGGAUACUGCCCCAAAAAAGGUGAAAAAGAAAGUGGUUAAAGCAACAGCUGCAAAACCGGCAUCAGUGGAAACUGAAGAAGAGAGUGAAGAAACUCCUGUAAAAGCUCCGGUGCCCAGAAGAGAAAACACCAACACAGAAACAGGAACCAAUUCUGGAAAUUCGGGGUCCAAUAUCGGAGGCAGCAGUGGGACCAACAUUGCAAAUGCAGCUGCAGCACCUGCUCCUCUUGCGGGUCCCACAGACAAAAGAGGAGACAAGAAAAACAAGGUCUUUGCAGCAGAUAAAACGAAAUCUGAAGAAGACGACAAAAGCAAAGAGAUAAUCGUUGUCAACUCCCCAGCUAAGAAAAAGCCUGUGAAAUCUGAAGAAGACGACAAAAGCAAAGAGAUAAUCGUCGUCAACCCCCCAGGAGACAAGAAAAACAAGGAAUCUGACGAGGAAACUAAGGAGAAAAAGGACAAGAAACCAGUGGCAGCCUUUGCAGCAGAUAAAACGAAAUCUGAAGAAGACGACAAUAGCAAAGAGAUAAUCGUCGUCAACCCCCCAGCUAAGAAAAAGCCUGUGGAAACUGAAGAAGAAACCGAGAGUGAGAUCAUUGAAGUGCCAGCUGCACCUGUCAAGGCCAAGGGGAGCGACGAGAAAGAAAAGAAAAAAUAUGCAGCUCAAGUGGCCAAGGUAAGUUAGAAAAGUGAGGAAAGUGUGGAAAGCGAGGAACACGUCCAAAGCAAGGAAACUGAAGAAGAAACCGAGAGUGAGAGCAUAGAAGUGCCAGCUGCACCUGGCAAGGCCAAGGGGAGCGACGAGAAAGAAAAGAAAAAAUAUGCAGCUCAAGUGGCCAAGAAAAGUGAGGAAAGUGUGGAAAGCGAGGAACACGUCCAAAGCAAGGAAUCUAAAGAGAAGAGCAAGGAACGUCCUGGAAAGAAUUCAGAAAAAGGAAAGAGCAAGGAAGUAGAGAGUAAACCUGGAGUAGCUGAUACAAGUGAGACGGAAUCUGCAGGAGAGAGUAAGGAGAGCACAAAUCAGGAGAACACAGAGAACACGAGAUACAUCCAUUUAAAUUGGCCGAUAGAUCUGAGGAGACGGAAGAAAAGAAAGAAUCCAAGGAGAAAAGAGUGCCUUUUGCAGCAGCAGCAGCAGCAGUAGCAGCACCAGCACCAGUCGCCGCCAAGGAUGAAAAGGACUGCAGCUUGGAAGACCUCAAAAAACUAAAAAAGGUCGGCAAUGUAGAAAUCUUUGCAAGAGUAAUCGAGACGGAGGAGGCCAGGCCAUGACUUGAUCUUUAUCCACCUCUACCAAAAGCCUCCCCUCUUCUUCUGGAUUGUUCCGUGCCUCCGUCUUAUUGGCCAACUCUCUCCCUAUAUGUACGAUUCACACGUUAUAGCUACCGCCCACUGCUGGGAUAAUGUACCUGAUAUACAGAUGCUCUAUGGGCCACAGAUACUUUGACUAUGGCCAAAAUUACUGGGUUUUCAUCAAUUAUUAACCAUGUAAGCGAUUCUAACAAUCAUCCCAAACAAUCCGUGAUGCCUUCAUUGUCUGAUUACCGAUAAUUAUCCGUACUGUAAUUACAGAGCUUGCUACGGUCACUGAGAUCAUUAACAUCAAGCGCAGAGCUCUGUAUUAAUGACAACUCGAUCAUUUCAAGCUUAUAACAUACAUUUUAUAUAGACGCUAAUAACGCUAAUUCACUGCAAAUGAUUUUAUGUGAAUAAAGGCAAAGAAACACUUCCUAAUGAUCCAGUUUAAUUACAAGGGAAAUAUUAACACAGAUAAUGAGAUUCGUCUCGUCAAUAAUGCAACAACGGAAUUUCUGAAAGAAUGAUGUUCUCCAUUCAUUUUAUCGUUCUGAAUAAUAUAGAUACAAAUACAACUGUGAAUAAUGAAUUUUCGUCAUUUUAAAAAUGUUAUUUCCAUCCAAAGGAAAACGAUGAUGCAGUGCUUUGCCCCAAUGCAAAAAGCAUUAUAGUGUUAUUAUCAUUAAAGGAAUAAUAAAGAGGAAAUUCUCACCGUUCGAAAUGAAUAUAUACCAAGGUUUAUAUUACAAAGAAGUACAGUGAUAUAGCUUAUUAUGAAAUUCUAAUAUGUACACUGAUCUACUUUUAAUAAAGGGUAAUUACCAUG
Molecule: messenger RNA, 2286 nt
Organism: Xenopus laevis (African clawed frog)
Lineage: Eukaryota; Metazoa; Chordata; Amphibia; Anura; Pipidae
Gene: fosp1a.L
Product: Frog oviduct specific protein-1A L homeolog
Source: RefSeq, marked provisional